GCGCGGAUGAGGGGAUGAGGGCGUCGGGCCAAGGACCCCAGAGGCGUCGGCGGGGAUGGGCGACUCGCGCUGGCAACGCGGUUACCUUCCGUGACCCCCAGCCCCGGCAGCCGGCAGGCGGGGCGCAUGCCUUGCGCGGCCCCGAUCCACGUGGGCCCGCGCGCGCGCACCAGGCCGGCCCCCUCCUUGCAGGCGCUCGGCGCUCCCAGCACAUGGUCGGCGGCGGCGCGCCCCCGAGGCCGGCGGAGACCGGCUGCAGCCGAUCAAGAAUGACCCAAAAGAAUUCACAGCUUUGUUCCAGAGCCAAUGAGUAUACCCAAGUGCCUGAUGGAGGAUGGGGCUGGGCAAUAGCUGUUGCUUUCUUCUUCGUUGAAGUCUUUACCUAUGGCAUCAUCAAGUCAUUCGGUGUCUUCUUUAAUGACUUAAUGGACAGUUUCGAUGAAUCCAACAGCAAGAUCUCAUGGAUAAUAUCGAUAUGCGUGUUUGUGUUAACAUUUACAGCACCGCUUUCCACAGUCCUGAGUAACUGCUUUGGACAUCGGCUGGUGGUAAUGGCAGGAGGGCUGCUCAUCAGCACGGGAAUGGUUGCGGCCUCCUUCUCCCAAAAGGUCUACCACAUGUACAUCUCCAUCGGGGUCAUCUCUGGUUUGGGGUACUGCUUUAGCUUCCUCCCGACUGUCACCAUCCUGUCACAGUACUUUGACAAAAGGCGUUCAGUGGUCACUGCUGUGGCAUCCACAGGAGAAUGCUUUGCUGUGUUUGCUUUUGCACCAGCCAUCACAGCUCUGAAGGAGCAUAUUGGCUGGCGAUACAGCCUCCUCUUCGUGGGCCUGCUGCAGCUGAACAUCGUGGUCUGCGGCGCCUUGCUGAGACCAAUCAUUAUCACAGGACCAGGGUCACCGAAAACAAUCGCUCACGAGCCCCGGAGGGAAGUGCAGUAUAUGCUCGAAAAUGAGAAAACGAGAACCUCAAUAGACUCGAUCGACUCAGGAGUAGAACUAACUACCUCACCGAAAAAUGUGCCUAGUCAAGCUCCCACGGAGCAGGAAGCCAGGGCCGAACAGCAGCAGACCCUGGUGGCUGUCCCCAAGCACAACCAGAAGAAAGCCCCACUGUUAGACUUUUCCAUUCUGAAAGAGAAAAGCUUCAUCUGUUACGCGCUGUUUGGCCUCUUCGCCACGCUGGGCUUCUUCGCCCCUUCGCUGUACAUCAUCCCUCUGGGUAUCAGUCUAGGCAUUGACCGCGACCGCGCUGCGUUUCUACUCUCUACCAUGGCCAUUGCGGAAGUGUUCGGAAGGAUCGGGGCCGGGUUUGUCCUCAACCGGGAGCCCAUCCGGAAGAUCUACAUUGAGCUCAUCUGCGUCAUUUUACUGACCGUGUCUCUUUUCGCCUUCACGUUUGCCACUGAAUUCUGGGGUCUCAUGCUGUGUAGUGUGUUUUUUGGCAUCAUGGUUGGGACCAUCGGAGGGACCCACAUCCCACUGUUGGCCGAGGAUGAUGUCGUUGGCAUUGAGAAGAUGUCCUCCGCGGCGGGAGUCUAUGUCUUCAUCCAGAGCGUUUCGGGGCUGGCAGGACCACCCUUGGCAGGCCUACUGGUCGACCAGAGCAAGAUCUACAGCAGGGCCUUCUACUCCUGCGCAGCAGGCAUGUCCGCGGCUGCUGUGUGCCUUGCCCUGGUGAGACCUUGUAAAAAGGGUCUGUGUCAGCACCCUCAUUCAGGGGACAGCCAGCCAGACAGUCAUCACAGGAAGACGUUACAGGACAUUCCAGAAGACUUUCUCGAAAUGGAUCUUGGGAAAUGCGAGCACAGGGUUCAUAUGAAAAUGGAUCCAGUGUGACACAUUUUCAUGUCACAGCUAUGUUGCCUGGGAAAAGAGCCCGUGGGGCAGGCGCCGACCACUGGACCCCACCUUCACAUUCCAGAAAGGGAAUGCAUGUGUGAGCAGCACUACCAACAUCUUUCCCAAGUCCCUUUUGCUUGCUCUUUAAGCCAAAACCAAAACAACCAAACACUUCCAUACAGGAACCCAGCCCUAUUCAGUAGCAAUACACAGAUACGUGGAAGGAUGCUGGUUCACAUCCCAACACCAAAACUAUGCCAAGAAUUAAUUGGCAAACUGGUGUUAAACGUGUUCAUGUGUGUAAACUACUAUUUUAUAAAGCGACAUCCAGCCCAAGUCAUGGAAAUGAAUUGGCCAUUCCAAAAAGAAAAAAACAAUCUUGAAUCAUUAAAUACGUUGCUAAUUUUCAGAAAUACAAACAAAUUAUUUUUUAAACAAUUUGAAAAAUUCUACGAAAGUUUAAAUUGACAAACUAUGGCUUCUGAGUUUCCUAAAUACUGCAUGGAAAGAAAGCAACGCUUAAAAACUAAGCAUUUGAUUAAUAUGCAAAAAAUUAAAAACAUAUAACAACUUGAACUUCAAAGAUUACUACUUCUCUUUAUGACCAGCCAUCACCACAAGUAUUUCCAUAGAAAUGUUAAAUUGCAUUCAUGUUUCCUAUUGUUUUUCAUAAUCCAAGAAAUAAGUGACUGUAGUGUCUUUAAUUUAAAUCGAUAUUUAUUAUUAAGUUAUUCUAGGUUGAGUAGAAUGAUCAAAAGAAGGGCCGGUGAGAUGGCUCAGUGGGUGAAGGUACUUUCAGCCGAGAUUUAUGACCUGAAUUCAAUCCCCAUGGUAGAAAGAGAGUACCAACUUGGAAUCGUCCUCUGACCCCCACACACCUGCUAUGACAUACAUGCACCCACACAUAUAUACACACAAAA
Molecule: messenger RNA, 2761 nt
Organism: Microtus ochrogaster (prairie vole)
Lineage: Eukaryota; Metazoa; Chordata; Mammalia; Rodentia; Cricetidae
Gene: Slc16a6
Product: solute carrier family 16 member 6
Biological process (GO): monocarboxylic acid transport; transmembrane transport
Molecular function (GO): monocarboxylic acid transmembrane transporter activity
Source: RefSeq, a predicted model, not a curated record